AUCUUCGGUGACAGUAUCACUUUUGUUUUGAUUCUUAAGCAGUCAAAAACGGUUUUUAUACAACUUUUUUUUGUUGAAAAAACAAAAUUGUUUCACUAAACGAAAGAAAUCCAUCAAAUAAAAUGACAAAAUCAAUGCUAUUGUUGUUCGUUUUGAUCGCUAUUUGUGCGGUUGCGUUUGCAAAUCCAACCCCUCAAUUUGGGUUCGGAAAUCAAUACGGUUUUGGAGGAGGUUAUCCUGGAUACGGGGGUUAUCAAAACUUCGGCGGAUAUGAUGGAGGAUAUGGGGGAUAUGGAGGAUAUGGAGGAUAUGGCGGACAUGGUGGACAUGGUGGAUAUGGUGGAUAUGGAGGAUAUGGAGGAGGUCACCAUCAUCAUGGACACCAUCAUCAUGGAUAAAAAUGUGCCGAGAGUUAGUUGACCAGAAGAUUAGCAAUAACAUACGUUAUAAAUUUAAUUCAAUAAAAUCUAUUUGUAAAAAGAAA
Messenger RNA from Contarinia nasturtii (swede midge), 484 nucleotides. RefSeq names its product neuropeptide-like protein 31. The transcript is spliced from 4 exons. Lineage: Eukaryota; Metazoa; Arthropoda; Insecta; Diptera; Cecidomyiidae. Bases 123 to 398 code for a protein of 91 amino acids. The record is from RefSeq and is a predicted model, not a curated record.